AUGAGGUGGGGCUGGCGGCAAGCCGGGCUCUGCUCUGAUUUGCUGUGGGGGAAGAAGGGGCGUUGCGAGGUGGAGUGGCUUUGCACAGGGGGCAAGUGUCUCGGGACAUCGGCCAUGGCUGCCACUUUUAUCAACAAUGACAAUGAGAAGAUCUCAGCCAUUGUCUACCUGGCUGAUGGACAACAGUGUCGAUGCGUGCGCGUUCCGGCUGCUGGAACCAUUCGCGACCUGAUUGCCGGCAUGCUCAAGGUGCAAAGUGAUUGGAACGCCAUUGGCGCAGAUAAAUCAGCUGCUGCCCCAUCAUCCUCGCCAGACGACUAUGGCAUCGUUAAAGUUCAACGCUCCUUGGGAGAGGAGGUAGCCACGGAGCAGUUUCUGGACAACAGCCUUACACUGCAAAGCAAAGAGCUGCGCGCUGUGCGCCGCAAUUGGGAGGCCACCAUGCUGCGCCAAAUUCGUAAGCAGUUCUCCGGUGGCUUCGGCAACAAAGUGGUAAGCACCGGCAAUGUUCGCCGCCAGAGCCGUGCACAGCGCCGCAACACGGCCAGCAAGACUGCUCGCCAACAAACGGCCUCGGAUGAGUAUUGGUUUGUGAGCCCCUUCCCCAAGCGGCCCACCAAGGACGAGGUGCGGGUCAAGUUUGUUAGCCGAGCAGCCUACAAGGUUAGCAAGGGCAAGCAGGGUUGGGUGGUCAUCAAGGAGCUACGCAAAAAGUCUCGAUGGGUGGUCUACGAAGAAGACACCUUGCUGAUAUACAAGGACGCCGAGGAUGAAACGCCCGCCAUGCGAAUCGACGAUGUGGCUAGCGGUGAGCUGGUCAUCAAAAAGAGCAAAAAGGAGGCGGUAACCAUACAGAUGAAGUGGGGCAAAACCAAGCUGACCAUGAUCUGUGAGACGGAAGUGAUGGCUGAUCGGUGGGUUGCUGCGCUGCGUCAGGGCAGAAGCGGUCUGGACCCCGAAGCCGCCACACAACUGGAGCUCAAGUCUGAGGUCGUUGAUAUGAUCCCAGAGCUCACGGAGGAAGAGGAGGAGGCUGAGAUUCGCGCUGCGUUGGCCAUGCGUCUCUUGAUGCAGAAGAGUCGGGGUGCUGGACAAUGCGUUGCCGACGAAGAUGCCUACAUCACGUUGUCAGAAAUGGAGGCGUAUGCAGACGAAGAAGGCGGCGAAGAUGACACAUACCUCACCGUGGAUGACAUGGACUACAUCAUGGUUAACCGCGAGGGUGAUUACUUGACCAUUGAUGCCAUGCGCACGCUGGCGCAAGAGGCUGGCUACUUGACGGUUGACGAUAUGCAGCGCCUGGCCAAACCAGACGGCGAGUAUUUGACGAUUGCAGACAUGCAACGGUUGGCGUCAGAUGCCGGAUACAUCAGCGCAGCAGACUUGCGCGAGCAGUUGGCAGCUGAUGCCGGUUACCUGAGUGCUAAUGAACUCCGUGCUCAGAUGGCGGCCUCCUGA
Monosiga brevicollis MX1 is the source of this 1458-nucleotide messenger RNA. RefSeq lists its product as uncharacterized. The transcript is spliced from 13 exons. Lineage: Eukaryota; Choanoflagellata; Craspedida; Salpingoecidae. The coding region runs from base 1 to 1458 and encodes 485 amino acids. The record is from RefSeq and is a predicted model, not a curated record.